Messenger RNA from Chilo suppressalis (striped riceborer), 646 nucleotides. The record is from the annotation of a GenBank genome assembly. Lineage: Eukaryota; Metazoa; Arthropoda; Insecta; Lepidoptera; Crambidae.
AUGGGGAAGAAGAAGAAACCGAAAUUAGACGGGAAUCCGGUUCCUUCGGAGUCGGACUCAGACGAAAAUGAAACCGAUAAGUAUAAGCCCUAUAAAAUUGAAAAUUAUUGCAGGCAAUAUCCUGAGGACGGGGGCAACUUCGAAUACCUUGUAAUUUACGAAAGUACUACAGAAUCUAAGCCCAUUGGUGAUAGGGAUCUCAUGUCCCUGGGUACUGUCCUUAAACGACACAAUAAGGGGAUCAAACGAUUGAAACGAAUUAAUGGAUACAAAGUUGCUGCCAUUAUUGAGCGACCGGGCUUAGCCAACAUGGCUUUAAACAAUACCAAAUCCCUUUCAGAGCUCCAAAUCAAGUGCAAUAUACCGGCCACUCUGACAGACAGACCCCUCUUUCCCCCGCGAUUCACAGGGACCCCCCUCAGAUCAAUUACAAAGUCCAUAGUUCCUGUCAGAUCACCAAACGAUAACCAAUUAAAUUAUUACCAAAAAACUUAUAUACUAAAUUCGAAUAAAUUUAGUUACUAUACGAAAUUUAUUACUGACUACAAUCCUAACAUGCGCGAAGCUAUUCUACUCUCGCCCAAAAAUUUGGCUUUCAGACUUCAACAUGCUUAAAUAAAUUGAAAUACAUAUACGGACUUAACCU